CUGGAAGGGCACAUCAUGGCAUCUGAGAAGUGGGUCAUAGCAGUUUUUGUGGUGCAAUUUUGCUGUGCAGGCCAUGGCUUCUGUGGCAAGGUCCUUGUAUGGCCCUCUGAUAUGAGUCACUGGCUAAACCUAAAGACUAUUCUUGAGGAGCUUGUGGUUAGAGGACAUGAGGUGACUGUUCUGAAACAUACAUCUCUCAUACUGGAUCAGAAUAAGUAUUCUGCACUGCACUUUGAGAACAUCCCUCUGCCUCAUGGGAAAGAAGCUGCUGAGAGUCAUCUAAAUGAGCUACUGAACCUAGCUGUGAAUGUCAUUCCAAACUUGCCAUUUUGGCAAGGAGCAACAAAAUUGCAAGAAUUCUUUUUACAUCUGACUUCAGCAUUUGAAGAUCUCUGUAGGAGUGUAUUAUACAACCAGACAUUCAUGAACAAGCUCCGGGAUGGAAAAUACGAUGUAAUGGUUACAGAUCCUGUCAUUCCCUGUGGAGAACUGGUGGCCGAGGUGCUUCAGAUCCCUUUUGUGAACACACUGAGGUUCAGCAUGGGCUACACCAUGGAGAAAUACUGUGGCCAGCUUCCAGUUCCUCUCUCCUAUGUACCAGUUAUCAUGGGUGAACUGACAGACAAUAUGACCUUCACAGAAAGGGUGAAAAAUAUGAUGUUGUCAUUGUUUUUUGAAUUUGGGCUUCAGCAAUAUGACUUUGCAUUCUGGGAUAAGUUUUACAGUCAAGUCCUAGGAAGACCCACCACAUACUGUGAAACUGUCGGGAAAGCUGAAAUUUGGCUAAUCAGGACAUAUUGGGAUUUUGAAUACCCUCGUCCAUAUUUACCAAAUUUUGAGUUUGUGGGAGGACUGCACUGUAAACCUGCCAAGCCAUUACCUAAGGAAAUGGAAGAAUUUGUCCAGAGUUCAGGGGAACAUGGUGUUGUAGUGUUUUCUCUGGGGUCAAUGAUCAAAAACCUGACAGAGGACAAAGCCAACCUCAUUGCCUCAGCCCUUGCCCAGAUUCCUCAGAAGGUUUUGUGGAGAUACUCAGGCAAGAAACCAGCCACAUUAGGAUCCAAUACUCAGCUUUUUAACUGGAUUCCCCAGAAUGAUCUACUUGGACACCCUAAAACCAAAGCUUUCAUCACUCACGGUGGAAUGAAUGGGAUCUAUGAAGCCAUUUACCAUGGGAUCCCCAUGGUGGGUCUCCCCAUAUUCGCCGAUCAGCCUGACAACAUUGCUCACUUGAAGGCCAAAGGAGCAGCCCUGAAAGUAAAUUUGAACACAAUGACAAGUGAAGAUUUUCUCAAUGCCUUGCGAGCCGUCAUUAAUGAGCCCUCUUAUAAAGAAAAUGCCAUGCGGCUAUCAAGAAUUCACCAUGAACAGCCCGUGAAGCCCCUAGAUAGAGCCGUCUUCUGGAUUGAGUUUGUCAUGCGCAACAAAGGGGCCAAGCACCUCCGUGUGGCAGCACAUAACCUCACCUGGUUCCAGUACCACUCGCUGGAUGUGAUUGGGUUCCUCCUGGUCUGUGUUGUAACCCUGGCAUUCAUCAUCACUAAAUGUUGUUUGCUUACUUGUCAAAAAUUUUGUAUGUCAGAAAAGAAGAAAAGGGGGAACAGAAAAUGCCUAAUUAGCAUGGGUUUAGGAAACACCGACAGGAUCCCCCAUCGUGGAUCCGUUUCCAUCUUGUUGACCAGUACCACCAUCAUGAUCGUCAGCAUCAGGUGCAUCACUCUGCUCGUGGACCUCACCAUCUUCAGAGGCAGGAACUCUCCUGAAAGGCAAGUGGGCCAGGCCCUUGGGCAGCGAGCCGGGGCCGCCGAGAUGGUUGUUCCUGGCACAGGCCGCUCAGCGACAGCAGCUCUGGUCCUCGCAGCCAUGAUCGUGCUCACGUCGAAGCCGCUGCCUAGCGCCCACCGCAGCGAGGGCAGCAGCAGCCCCAAAAGCGCCUCCCGCCCGCCCGCCUGCCCGCCUGCCCCUCCUCGGAGAGGGCCCCCACCUCCGACCCCAGCAUCUUGUGGCGUGCCUGCAGUCCCCUACCGCUCUCCCCGUGUGGCCGCCAGAGUCAAGCGAUGCCCACGCCUUGUGUGUGCGCGCGCAGCUCAGGGGCGGGCCCGGUUACCUCAUCGGUUGUGCCUGAUCCUCCGAGAACUGGCUGAAUCGUCCUGGGCUCGGUGGAGUCCGCCUGAGGCUUCCGGGGGAAUCCUAUUGCUGAUUUUAUUGGCUGACAUCACUGCAAACCUGGCAAACCCUUGCCCGAGCAGAAUUCCAGGGCACACAAGAAGACGAAGACAGAUCAUGUCCAUAUCUAAGACCUGCACGAACAAUCUUACAGAAAUUGAUGACGUCAGGAAUGGUGUUUCAAUGCCUGCAAAGUGGAUGUCUGCUGUGCUGCUUCUGCUACAGAUGACUUGCUGCUUCAGAUCUGGGAACUGUGGGAAGGUGUUGGUGUGGCCAAUGGAAUACAGUCACUGGUUGAAUCUAAAGAUAAUACUGGAUGAGCUUGCACAGAGAGGUCAUGAAGUGACAGUUCUGAGACCUUCAGCUUCCAUCUUUCUUGAUCCCCAAAAGUCACCUGGCCUGAAGUUUGAGAGUUUUUCUACAUCUAUCAGUAAAGAUGACCUGGAUAAGGUUUAUCAUAGGUUUGCGGAUGUAUGGACUAAUGAAAUAUCAAGAGAUACAUGUUUAUCAUACUCUCCUUUGCUACAAAAUUUGUUUGGUGCAUAUUCUGAUAGCUAUCUAAGUCUUUGUAAAGACACAGUUUCAAACAAACAACUGUUGACAAAACUACAGAAAUCCAAGUUUGAUGUGCUUAUCUCGGAUGCUAUUUCUCCUUGUGGAGAGCUGAUAGCUGAACUGCUGCAAAUCCCUUUUCUGUACAGUCUUCGCUUCUCUCCUGGCUACACAAUGGAAAAGUACAGUGCAGGACUUCUAGUCCCUCCCUCUUAUGUACCUAUAAUUUUGUCAGGAUUUGGGGGUCCAAUGACAUUCAUGGAGAGGGUAAAAAAUAUGAUAUGUAUGCUUUAUUUUGACUUUUGGUUCGAGACUUUUAAUGAGAAGAAAUGGGAUCAGUUUUACAGUGAAACUUUGGGAAGGCGUACUACCUUAGCUGAGACAAUGGGCAAAGCAGAAAUGUGGCUCAUUCGGUCCUACUGGGACUUGGAGUUUCCUCGCCCAACCUUACCAAAUGUUGACUAUGUUGGAGGACUCCACUGCAAACCUGCUAAGCCCUUGCCCAAGGAAAUGGAAGACUUUGUCCAGACCUCUGGAGAGCAUGGUGUUGUGGUGUUUACUCUGGGGUCAUUGGUCAGGAACAUGUCAGAAGAAAAGGCCAAUGCAAUUGCAUGGGCCCUUGCCCAGAUUCCACAAAAGGUUCUUUGGAGAUUUGAUGGCAAAACACCAGACACCUUAGGACCCAAUACCAGAAUCUACAAAUGGCUUCCCCAGAAUGACCUUCUAGGUCAUCCGAAAACCAAAGCCUUUGUAACUCAUGGUGGAGCUAAUGGCAUCUAUGAGGCAAUUCAUUUUGGAAUCCCUAUGAUUGGCAUUCCAUUGUUUGGAGAACAGCAUGAUAACAUUGCGAACAUGGUGGCCAAAGGAGCAGCUGUUGCAUUAAAUUUCAAAGCAAUGACAAGGUCAGAUUUGCUCAACGCACUGGAGGCAGUCAUAGAUAAUCCUUCCUAUAAAGAGAAUGCAAGGUGGUUAUCAACCAUUCACCAUGACCAGCCCAUGAAGCCUCUGGACAGAGCCACCUUCUGGAUUGAAUUUGUCAUGCGCCACAAAGGAGCCAAGCACCUGAGGCCACUUGCAUACAACCUCACCUGGUACCAGUACCACUCUCUGGAUGUGAUUGGAUUCCUACUGGCCUGUGUGGUAUCCAUAGCUGUCCUUGCCAUAAAAUCCAGUUUAUUUGUUUAUCAAAAGUUUGUAAAGAUGGGAAAGAAAAUGAAGAAUGAGUAGAGGUCACUGAGAAUGUACUACAUGAACUAAAUUUUGGCAUCAUUCUGAUUGAUGAACUGACUACUAAACAUUAACUGAUUACUUGAUCAAGGCAUAUCUUCUUUGGACGGAGGAAACAGGAGGGGGAA
Molecule: messenger RNA, 4073 nt
Organism: Phodopus roborovskii (desert hamster)
Lineage: Eukaryota; Metazoa; Chordata; Mammalia; Rodentia; Cricetidae
Exons: 16
Coding region: 16-3945 (1309 amino acids)
Molecular function (GO): UDP-glycosyltransferase activity
Source: RefSeq, a predicted model, not a curated record